AUGUCCGAUGACAACAGCCAUAACCACGAGACCUCCACGGCGGAGAUUCUUCGUCGCUACCAAACUGCCGAAAGCGUCUUGCUUCCUAUACCGCGAGAUGCCUUCGAAAAGCUAUACCUAAGCCCCAAGACGCCAAAUGCAGGAAAGCUGCGGUCCACUUUUGGGAAUCCCACACCUGUCUCAUUGAUGGGCUUCUUGCUGGCUGCCACACCAACGGCAAUGCUCACUAUGGGCUGGAGGGGAGCUGGUGGGAAUGGCGGUGCCAUUUUACCGGUUUAUAUCUUCUUCGGUGCAAUGGUACAGAUCUUUGGAGCGGUUGGCGAAUGGAUCCUAGGGAAUACAUUUUCCUGUGCGGUAUUCUUUACAUAUGGUACCUUCUGGCUGGUCCAAGGUACAUCACUCAUGCCAUUUUUCGCCGUUGGCACAAUGUACUCACCUGAGGGCAACACACUGGAGGGCAUGGAGACAGCUGAAUACAGCGCCACUGUUGGUUUCUAUUACGUGACCCUCGCAAUGCUCACUUUCGUAUACAUGAUUUGCUCCCUUCGCACCAAUAUCUGCCUCUUCGUCGCAUUCUUCCUCCUCGUGAUUACAUUUGGACUAUUUGCAGGCACAUAUUUCCAAACGGCGCUGGGUAAUCUAGAGUUAGCAGCCAAAUUACAGAAAGCCGCCGGCGCCUUCAACUUUGCGCUUUGCGUCCCAAUCUGGCACAUUUUCAUCGCCCAGAUUCUCGAUGCAGUCGAUUUCCCGAUCUCACUUCCAGUGGGCGAUCUGAGCACGGUUAUUCUUGGCAAGAGUCAGAAGGCUCGGAAAUGUGAGGUGGAUGGAUGA
This is a messenger RNA of Penicillium paradoxum, 831 nucleotides long. RefSeq names its product putative plasma membrane ammonium transporter (Ato3). The record is from RefSeq and is a predicted model, not a curated record. Lineage: Eukaryota; Fungi; Ascomycota; Eurotiomycetes; Eurotiales; Aspergillaceae. Bases 1 to 831 code for a protein of 276 amino acids. Gene Ontology annotation, molecular function: acetate transmembrane transporter activity. The transcript has 5 exons. Gene Ontology annotation, cellular component: plasma membrane.